Messenger RNA from Venustampulla echinocandica, 531 nucleotides. RefSeq lists its product as uncharacterized. The transcript has 3 exons. Lineage: Eukaryota; Fungi; Ascomycota; Leotiomycetes; Helotiales; Pleuroascaceae. The record is from RefSeq and is a predicted model, not a curated record. The coding region runs from base 1 to 531 and encodes 176 amino acids.
AUGGCUUUAACAUUGAAGUCAUACAUUAGCUUCGCUCUUUGUAGCACGAUCCUCCUUCCAACUCCGGACCUCCUCGGUGGAGCGUUCCAGCAAGAUUUUGCCGUCGGCGUCGUAAAUCUUGGUGUCGGUGUUGGUGUUGGUAGCUGGCAACAGCAUCGACAGGUUAGCUCUAUUCGAAACAUAAUGUCUCACAAAACCCCAAAGUCAGAGACGAACAGGUCUGCCCGUGAUCGUAGGUCUGGGCAACCCGCCGUUGAAGUCAGGCCACAAAUUCGCGAUGCACGACUCCAGGGCGGCCAACAAGCGUCUGAUUUGUCACCCGGAAUCAUCGGUGCUUACCUUGCGCAAUUGUUGCCGUACCGGGCGCUCAGAGUCUCCGGCCCUGAUAUCAAUAUCAGCAGGGACCUCAAUAUCCCCAAAAUUCCACCACAUCGCCUGAUGUCGGCAACAGUCGGUUUCAUCCACGGUGGCAAAGCUGGAGAUGCCCCAAGUUCCCCAACAACUGCACAGCACCACCGCGGAGGUGCGUGA